Messenger RNA from Didymodactylos carnosus, 3309 nucleotides. The record is from the annotation of a GenBank genome assembly. Lineage: Eukaryota; Metazoa; Rotifera; Eurotatoria; Philodinida; Philodinidae.
AUGGUUCUCAUGAACGGAGACAAAUGUCCGUUUAUCAACGAUAAAACGUUUACAGCUAUAAAUGGUCCAGCAUUAUCGCCAAAUGGUGAUCACAACACAUCGCGUCAGAUACCGGAAACCAAGUCUAAACAACUUCGUAACUAUCAAUCGGGUCAAUCCAUUGAAGUGAGUUGCCCAGUGUCUGAUCCUAACUGGGAUUGCCGUCAUCAUGUAUGCACAUCAACGUUAAUGUCACUUGCCACACAUGCUCACGAGAAUAAAUCAUCUAAUGAACAUGCAACUGUCGAAUCGGAAUCAAUGUCACCCGACAAGAUUAGAAAGGAGGCAUACGAUUUUCUCUCGAUUUUUCAUACUGACAAAGGUACUUCAGACACAGAUUAUCAGAAUCGAUUACACGAAAUUGAUCGCGAGAUCCAACAAACCGGCACAUACACGCAAACGUUCGAUGAAAUCGAGUACGGCUGUCAACUGGCCUGGCGGAACGCAGCUCGCUGCAUUAAUCGAUUGUUUUGGCGUAAAUUGAAAGUCAUUGAUCGACGUCAUGUACAAACCCAUGAUGAAAUGUUCAAAGAAAUAUGUGAUCAUAUGCGUUUGGCGUUCAACAAAGGUACGUUGCAAGCCACGACUCUCGUCUUUGGAAGGGGAGCUCGUACAUGGUCAACUCAGUAUUUGCGUUAUGCUUGUUAUGAACAAGUUGAUGGGUCAUUGCUCGGCGACCCAGCGAAUCGAGAGCUAACUAAGGCAGCAAUGGAAAUUGGCUGGAACAAGCGAGAAAAAGAACGAACACAAUGGGAUGUGUUGCCGAUUAUUGUUCAGUGUGAUCCCGAUGUCCCUCCUAGCUGGUACGAUCUUCCGAAGGACUUGCAAUUUCAAGUUUUUCUCUCGCAUCCAGAUCCGAAGUACGAUGCAGCAAUCAGAUCGUUGGGUCUCCGAUGGUUUGCUCAGCCUUUUGUCAGCGAUAAAGCAAUCGAGAUUGGCGGUAUUGUUUAUCAAUGUGUUCCCUUCAGUGGCUGGUUUAUGCAAACGGAAGUGGGCAGAAAUCUGUGCGAUCUACAACGUUACAACUUCAUUCCAAAGUUAGCCAACUUGUUAAAUCUCGAUGUAACGGCGGCGGCCAACAGUCAGUUGAAUAUUGAUCGAAUAUAUGUGGAGAUUAACGCGGCCGUCCUCUAUUCGUUCGAGCAAGCAAAAGUGGCCAUUGUUGAUCAUCACACAGCCGCCACUGGCUUCAUGAAAUUUCUGGAUCAAGAAGUCAAGCAACGAGGCAAUACACCGGCCGAUUGGAUCUGGCUUGUGCCACCCAUCAGUGGUGGAAUGAGCACUUUAUUUCAUCAAGAAAUGCUGAACUACGUCGUCAAACCCCGCGUGUUAGAUCAACGUGAUCCAUGGACAUAUUAUGCACCAUUUCAGCGAAAGAAGCCGGCUCUGAAAAUGUCACUAACCAACACACGUCAUCGGUGGUUGAUAGUACGCGCUGGGUGUACCAUUAUUGGUUUUGCAUUAAGAGCGGUGAGAAAACGAGUAUUUGUUAACGUUCUCUAUGCAUCUGCAAGCGGAACAGCUCAAUCCUAUGCCGAACAAAUGAUAAAACGGCUGAUGACUGCCGGCUACAAUGCAAAACUGAUGGAACUAGAUUCGUAUUCAUUUGAACAACCAUCCACGCAGAGUCGAUCCAUUGUUUUCAUUAUUACAUCCACAUUCGGCCAAGGAAAUGCACCAGACGGUGGACAAAUGGUGGAAGAAUGGCUACAAGAAGAAACAAACGAGGAUGACACCAGCAACAACAAUGAUAAGAGACAUAGUAUGCAGAUGCAUGCUGACAGUAGAUCGACUAAAACAGGGAAAGUUUCAUUGAAACGGUACACGUACGCUGUCUGCGCUAUUGGUUCUUCGGCAUAUCCGUUUUUCUGUGGAUUUGGCAAAUUAGUAGACCGGGCAUUUCAACAACUUGGUGGCCAGCGUCUUGUUCCGUUUGCCACUUGUGAUGCGCUCAAUCAACAAUACAAAAGUUAUACUGAAUGGGAAGAAACCACCAUUAUAGCCUUGAAAAAAAUGUAUCCACACACUGGUACGGUAAUUCAUCCUGCGCGAUCCACUUCGAUACCCCGGCCUCCUUCUCUUCAACGCGCAACUUCGUACGUGGAGCAACAAGUCAACAUCAAUAUCUCUGUUCGACCUACCUACAUUCCGUUAAAAUUUCAUCCAGACAGUGAUGAAAUAAGCCGAUCAGAACAAGUCGGACCCUUCACAAAAGACAAUCCAUUCAGUGCCACUGUGAUACAAAACAUUGAAUUGACGGGCGCUAAUAAUAUUAUUGGUGAUCCUUUGCCACAGGAAUCUCAACCACUAGCUUCGCUACCGUCGGCUGCUUCAGCACACAGCAAAAAGCUUCCGAUUCCGUCUCACUUUACAAAUGUCAACAACGAUGAGUAUCGUUCUGUUCGUUUACUAAUACUUGAUUCAACUGGCUUGACUUAUUAUCCUGGUGAUCAUGUGUGCAUUCUACCUGAAAAUACAUUAGCAAAUGUGAAUGGCGUCAUUCUGGCGUGCGGAUGGCAGCUAGGAAACAAACUUCUGAAUGAAUCCUGCUCGUUAGAAUCCUUUACAAAUGGCAAAUAUAAAACCUUGCGUCAAAUAUUGACACAUUUCGUUGAUUUAACUACCACACCACGACCACAUACGCUGAAUACCUUUGCUACGUAUGCUACGGAUCCAAGCCAACAAAGGCAAAUAUUAGAAUUAGGAAAAGGUGGACAACGGUAUAUGGACUGGCUCGUCAAUUUGCCAACAGUGAAAGAAAUGCUAGAGCAGUUUCCUUCCAUUCAAAUUCCCCUUGAUGAACUGAUACAGCCAUACAUUUUAUUCCUUUUUUCUCUAUUUAUAUUUCCUUUUUUCUUGAUUUAUAUUGAUAAAAACUUAACAAUUUAUAUUGCUGAUACAUAUAAUAAUCGAAUUGUUAAAUGGAUAAAAAAUUCAGAUUACGGUAUAUUAGUUGCUGGUGGUAAUGGGGCAGGUUCUUUGAAAAAUCAAUUAUACUGGCCUAGCGGUGUUUAUGUUCAUGAAACAGAUGGUGGAACAAUAUAUAUUGCUGAUUCUAAGAAUGAGCGUAUACAGCAAUGGUUAAUAAAUUCCACUGAAGGAAGAACAAUAGCUGGAAGUGAAAGCGGCAUUUCUGGACUCCGACUAGAUCAGUUAUCUUCUCCUGUGCAAAUUAAAUUUGAUAAAGAUUUUAAUUUAUAUGUUGUUGAUAUUGAAAAUGCACGAAUACUGAAAUUCAAUUUACUACAUAAUGGUUAUGGUUGUGACUAA